Phytophthora nicotianae INRA-310 is the source of this 588-nucleotide messenger RNA. RefSeq lists its product as hypothetical. The transcript has a single exon. NCBI's taxonomy places the organism in Eukaryota, Oomycota, Peronosporomycetes, Peronosporales, Peronosporaceae. Bases 1 to 588 code for a protein of 195 amino acids. The record is from RefSeq and is a predicted model, not a curated record.
AUGGGGCCAAGUGCGCCGCCAACUACGGGUUGUCUAGUGUGCAAAGGAAGUCAUUGGGUAAAAGACUGUCCUACCACCAACGAAGAUGAGAAGUCGACUGCUAUCCAAUCAGCCAGAGAUCGUAGGAAGGAGCGCGUAGAACGCGGUAAGAUGGUAAAGGAUUUGAUCAAGUCCGUCAAUAGCUGCCAUAAGCGCAUCAAAAACGCCUUGGAUAUACCCUAUUGUGACGCAGACAGCAGUAUUAUCUCUCAUACACUGGUAGACAAAUUGCUGGGGCUUGGAGGAAGCAUGGAAGCGGCCGCACUGCAGCCGCCCGUGAAUGUGGUCGUGGCCGGAGGUGCAUAUAUGGUGUGCCGUUCAUCAGUGAUGUUAGAUCUGCGAAUUAAAACCGCUGCCGGACCGCUGAGUCUCCACAAUGUCGUGUGUCUGGUCUUGGACGGCGAUGAAGAGGAGUUCCUGCUGGACCGCAAUUCCAUGCAGGGUAUCGGAAUUGACAUCGACCGUCUAUUCGAGCAGCUUGCUGACAGCGAUCAGGUGACGGACGCCAGUGCUAAUGAUGCACAGUCGACAACGUUGGAUGACGUUUAA